Messenger RNA from Adineta ricciae, 1482 nucleotides. Lineage: Eukaryota; Metazoa; Rotifera; Eurotatoria; Adinetida; Adinetidae. The record is from the annotation of a GenBank genome assembly.
AUGGCUAGUUCAAACUGGAUCUCGGGCAUUGUCGUCUGUACAUUGAUUGCUUCUUGUCUUUUUGUUGUUGCGGGCAUUAUUGGCAUAGUCCUUGGACCACAUAUUCUGCAAAGUCAAGUCGAGAAACAAUUACCACUAACAGCGGACUCCGAUCAACUUGAUUCAUGGUCAACACCACCGGUUCCAAUCUAUUUACAGUUUUGGUUAUGGGAAUGUGUCAAUGUUGGCGAAGUUCUUCGCGGUGCCAAACCGUACGUUGUUCAACGAGGUCCGUUUACUUAUUUGGAGCAUCGAACGAAGACCGGUGUGUAUUUCAACGAUAACUAUACAGUGACCUAUCGCCAACCGAUUUCUUAUACAUUCGUGCCCGAGAAGUCGGCUCUUCCAGAAACGACUCGCAUAACUAUGGUCAACACCCCAAUUGUAACGAUUGUGGCACUACUUCGUAACCAAUCAGCUAAAACGCAAGAAAUUUUUAACAUUGUCAAGAACUUUUUUAAUGAAACGUUGUUUAUUGACCAUACAGCACGUGAAUGGAUUUGGGGUUAUGAAGAUCCUCUCUUGAAAGCAGCAAAAUCACUACCAAUUAUCAAAGAUCUAGUUCCCGAUGAUCAUUUUGGAUAUUUCUACGGAUCGAAUGCUACAGACGAUGGCCUGUACACAGUUUUCACAGGUGAAGAUCAUAUUAAUCAAUUGAAUAAUAUCAAUAAAUGGAAUGGUAUUUCAUCUUUACCCUAUUGGCGAACACCUUGGGGGAAUCAAAUAAAUGGUACUGAUGGUUCAUGGUUUCCUCCACUGAUCGGCAAAGAUCUCCAAUCAAUACGUCUUUACUUAUAUUCAACAGAUAUUUGCCGUUCACUUUACGCCAAAUUCGAAAAGCAUUCAUCUGUCUUAGAUAUUCCAACAGAACUCUUUUCGAUUCCUGCUGAGAUAUUCUUAAAUUCCACUUUAAAUCCCGAUAAUAUUGCAUUUGGUACUACAGAUUCCGGUGUACUUGACGUGAGUGUAUGCCGACAAGGUGCUCCUAUCUAUAUUUCCUUACCACAUCUACUCUAUGCUGCUGAUCGAUAUCAAAGUCGACUUGAAGGUAUUGAACCUGACGCACCAAUUCAUCGAACAAUAUUCGAAGUUGAACCACACACAGGACUUGUAUUAAGUGCACAAAAACGUUUGCAAAUAAACGUCUUCCUCCAACCGGAACACUUCAUUGACGAUUUUAAAUAUAUCUCCGAAGUUGUUUUACCAGCCAUAUGGAUCAAUGAAUCGACAACGAUCGACCAAAAGUCAGCUGAUGAUCUAAAUAAUCAAGUUCUACGAUUUUUCACCAUUGUUCGAUGGGUUUCCAUUGUCUUAAUUCCGAUUGGUAUAGUUAUCUUCAUUGUGACGAUAGUUUUAUUUAAGAAACAUCGUUCACGAGAAGAAUCAACACCAUUGCUAUUUGCUGAAGCGAAUAAUACUAUUGCGUCCGAUCAUGACCAUUAA